UCUUCAGCUCUCCUCUCCGUGACGUGACUGUGGUCCCGGGCUGCACUCAGCACUGCUCUGCUCUCUGUCUAGUGCAGCGGGUGCUGGCCGCUUGUUUCAACGUCAACGUUGUGCCGAGUUCGGUUUUAUUUUUUUAAUUAAGAAAAAGAGACGCCCGCUUCUCAUUAUCUAUUCAACGUCAGAUAAGGAUCUCGGAGCAAAGAGGAGGAGGGUGGAACCAAAGAUAAAAUCAAGAAGUAUCAACCGUUGGCCGUCAUGCAGCCGAGGAUACGGAGCGCCCAGGAAAGCUGCUUUAUUUUGGUGACCGUCUGGAUCUUCAACGUCCUUGCAACUAAAGGGCAUGGUGAUGGGGUGAAUCACAGAUUCAAGAGAGUAAACAAGCACAAGCCAUGGAUUGAGACAUCCUACCACGGAGUGAUUACGGAGAACAACAACAUCGUGUUCCUGGACCCUCCUCUGGUCGCUCUGGACAAGGAUGCCCCAGUACGCUAUGCCGGUGAGAUCUGUGCUUUUAAGAUCCACAGUCAGGACGUGCCCUUCGAAGCUGUGGUGUUAAACAAGACAUCUGGGGAAGGACUGCUGCAGGCAAAGAGCCCAAUCGACUGUGAGCUACAGAAGGAAUACACAUUUAUCAUUCAGGCAUACGACUGCGGAGCCCGGCCCGGUGGAACCUAUUGGAAAAAAUCGCACAAGGCGGUGGUUCACAUUCAAGUGAAUGAUGUCAAUGAGUACUCGCCGGUGUUCAAAGAGACGGUGUAUAAAGGUUCGAUCACAGAAGGAAAGCUGUAUGACAACAUACUGCAGGUGGAAGCUGUGGACGAGGACUGCUCUCCUCAAUACAGCCAGAUUUGUGAUUAUGAAAUAGUUACACCUGAUGUACCCUUUGCGAUUGAUAGGAACGGUAAUGUCCGGAACACUGAGAAGCUGAGCUAUGACGAGCAGCAUCAAUACAAGUUUAUGGUGACGGCAUACGAUUGUGGCCAAAAGGAAGCUUCGGAAGAUGUAUUGAUUCACAUUGAAAUUAAGCCAGUCUGCAAACCUGGCUGGCAAGGUUGGAAUAAGCGUGUAGAAUAUAAAUCGGGCUCUGGCAGUAAAGUAUUAUUCUCCAGCAUCCACCUGGAGACAUGUGGUGAACCCGUCUCAUCUGUACAGACCACAAUGGAGCUACAGACCAGCCACAUCGGAAAGGGAUGUGACCGGGACACGUACUCUGAGAAGUCCUUGCAGAAACUGUGCGGUGCUUCUUCUGAUAGCAUUGACUUGCUCCCAGCACCGUAUGGUUUAUCAAAUUGGACCUCGACACUUCUGAUGGACAGUGAACGUGACAGUGACUUGAUCUUCAAAUUCGACGGCAAACAUGCGGCAAAGAUUCCAGACGGGGUGAUAUCCAAAAACCUCACUGAUCAGUAUACCAUCACCACCUGGAUGCGGCACGGACCCAGCUCUGGAAUGAGAGCAGAGAAGGAAACCAUUCUCUGCAAUUCAGAUAAAACAGAAAUGAAUCGCCACCAUUACGCACUGUACGUCCACAACUGCCGGCUGGUCUUCCUGCUCCGUCGGGAUUUUGAUCAAGUUGACAUGUUCCGGCCGGCUGAAUUUCAUUGGAAACUGGAGCAGAUCUGCGACAAGGAAUGGCAUUACUACGUUGUCAAUGUUGAGUUUCCGGUGGUAACAUUGUACGUGGAUGGAGUGGUCUAUGACCCAUAUCUGGUGACGGACGAUUGGCCUAUCCACCUGUCGCACAUUGAUAUGCAGCUAACUGUCGGAGCUUGUUGGCAAGGCGGGGAGAUUCUGAAGCCGCAGUUUGCCCAGUUUUUCCACGGGAGCCUUGCAGGCUUAUCUAUUCGUCCAGGCAAGAUCGAGAGUCGGAAAGUUAUCUCCUGCUUGCAGACCUGCAAAGAAGGCUUGGAUAUUAAUUCCUUGGAGAGUCUUGGUAAAGAAAUCAAGUUUCAUUUUAACCCAGCCCAGUCAAACCUGGUCAUGGAAGGAGAUGACAUCGACACCAUAAAUAGAGCAAUGCAGUUGGUAGCAUACAUUAACUCAAGACAAUUUCCAACUCCUGGAAUUCGACGCUAUUCAAUAUCCACCCAAGUGCAGUGUUUCGGUGAAGACACUUGCAUCAGUGUCUCAGAUAUCGAUGGGUACAUUGUGGUCCUUCAGCCAGUUGAACCAAAGAUCACCAUCAGUGGAUUGGAUCAUUUUUCAAGACCAGCGUCAGAGUUUGAAAGCAGCAGAGGUGUUGUACUAUUCCCAGGCUUGAGGAUUGUUAGCACUGUUCGAAAAGGAGAACAUGAAGAUGGCAAAGCCCAUCGCGGGUCAGAGGAGAUGGUUCACAACCUGGAUUACUGCGAUAUUUUGAUCACAGGAGACGAAUUAAAUACAGAACAGGAAUGUCUGGAACUGGAACCAGUGGAAUUACAUGGGAAACAUCUCGAGUUCACUAACUCCACCGCAGGAAUGUCGGUUUAUGGUGUGGACACAAUGGCAAAUUACGAACACGUCCUUCGCAAACUCCGCUACCGCCACUGGGAUACUGCAUCCAUUUUUGAUCGGAAGUUUCAUCUCAGCUGCUCAGAGCUCAAUGGGCGUUACACAAGCAAUGAAUUCAACUUGGAGGUGAAUGUUCUGCACACCAUUAAUCCGAUGGACCAUUUUAAUCAUGUGGUCGUUCAACCUCAGUUCCUACAGUCUAUUCAUCAUUCCCUGCCUGAUCUCCCAGGUCACAACCUUAACACCGCUCAUAACUCAGCUAUUCCCAGCGCUGCAACCAUCGUCAUUGUGGUGUGUAUUAGUUUCCUCGUCUUCAUCAUUGUUCUGGGGGUCUUCAGGAUUCGGACAGCGUUCCAGCACAGUAAUCGGGAGAAUGAGAGUGGGAAAGAAAAUGAAAUGGAUUGGGAUGACUCUGCUCUCACCAUUACUGUCAAUCCAAUGGAGAACUAUGAGGACCUGGGGCACAGCGAGCAGGAGAGCGACGAUGAAGAGGAGGAGGAGGAGGAGGAAGGCGAGGAGGACGACAUAACGAGUGCCGACUCAGAGGAAAGCGAGGGAGACGAAGAGGCAGAGCACGGGGAAGACCAGCAAAACAUCACCAGGAGGGAGCAGCUAGAAUGGGAUGAUUCAACACUUCCCUAUUAAAAGGCCUCAAAUCUUCAAUUGAUAUGUUAAUGCCCAGCAGUGUUUGAAAAAAAAAAUGGUAUGAUCAGAGUUGAUUUAGAAUACUGUUGAUGGUAAGUAGGGUGUGAAAAACUUUCAGGUUGUUUACCAAAUUAUUAAGUGAUUUGCAGUGACAUAUCUGGGUCCAAGAGUUGACAUUAGUUAUAAUAAUGCCUGUCUUUCUUUUGUUAUAUCUGGGUGUUCAUUGUGUGGUUACCUGAAUGUUCUAUCUUUGCACCAAGAACUAUUAACUUUGUGAAACCAUGUACUGGUAUCUGUAAUUUGAAAUUUUCUGAAGUACUUUAUUUAUUUAUUUGUAAUAAAAAAAAACACUUUCUCUGGUGGGUCAUGCCGUAGGGAGA
Molecule: messenger RNA, 3515 nt
Organism: Amblyraja radiata (thorny skate)
Lineage: Eukaryota; Metazoa; Chordata; Chondrichthyes; Rajiformes; Rajidae
Gene: clstn2a
Product: calsyntenin 2a
Exons: 18
Coding region: 256-3135 (959 amino acids)
Biological process (GO): positive regulation of synaptic transmission; homophilic cell-cell adhesion; positive regulation of synapse assembly
Cellular component (GO): cell surface; postsynaptic membrane
Molecular function (GO): calcium ion binding
Source: RefSeq, a predicted model, not a curated record